Molecule: messenger RNA, 1353 nt
Organism: Prunus armeniaca (apricot)
Lineage: Eukaryota; Viridiplantae; Streptophyta; Magnoliopsida; Rosales; Rosaceae
Source: the annotation of a GenBank genome assembly
AUGGCAGCAGAACCCACUGCCCAAGAGAGCCGAUCGAGGGACCUCGACAAGCUCCUCCUCCGACCGGGCAAUCUCGUCGGACCCAACUUCGAACCCGGUCCCUCGCUGAGAGACGACCUCAAAGAAUACGGGAGAGUGUUGGUGGUUGGGGCUGGUGGGUUGGGCUGUGAACUGCUCAAGGACUUGGCUUUAUCUGGUUUUCAAAAACUUGAGGUUAUAGACAUGGAUCGCAUCGAGGUUUCUAAUCUCAAUCGCCAGUUCCUUUUCAGACUUGAAGAUGUAGGUAAGCCAAAGGCUGAGGUGGCUGCAAAACGUGUCAUGGAAAGAGUUGGUGGUGUAAAUAUUGUUCCACAUUUUUGCCGGAUUGAGGACAAAGAGCUUGAAUUUUAUAGCAAAUUCAGCAUUAUUGCCCUCGGUCUUGAUUCCAUUGAGGCUCGGAGCUACAUAAAUUCUGUUGCUUGUAGUUUUCUUGAGUAUGAUUCUGAUGAUAGUGCACUGGAAGAAACAAGCAAACCUAUGGUAGAUGGUGGGACUGAAGGUUUUCAGGGACAUGCUAGGGUCAUUGUGCCAGGGGUCACUCCGUGCUUUGAGUGUACCAUCUGGCUUUUUCCACCUCAAGUGAAGUUCCCUCUAUGCACCCUUGCAGAAACCCCUAGAACUGCUGCUCAUUGUAUUGAAUAUGCUCACUUAAUUAAAUGGGAUGAGGUACAUAGCGGUAAGGCUUUUGAUCCAGAUGAUCCAGAGCAUAUGAAGUGGGUCUACAAUGAGGCUACCAAGAGAGCUGAGCUUUUCGGUAUUCCCGGAGUUACAUAUUCCCUUACUCAGGGUGUUGUGAAGAACAUCAUACCAGCUAUUGCUUCCACAAAUGCGAUUAUAUCAGCUGCCUGUGCGCUAGAAACAUUGAAGAUUGCAUCGGGAUGCAGCAAAACCCUGUCAAACUAUUUAACGUAUAAUGGUGCAGAAGGUCUCCACACUAAAGUGACUGAAUUUGUGAAGGACAAAGACUGUCUUGUAUGCGGCCCAGGUGUUCUUAUUCAGCUGGACACCUCAAUUACUUUGGAAAAGUUCAUUGAUCUACUUAAAGAGCACCCUAAAUUGCUAUUGUCGAAAGCAAGCAUCACACAUAGAGGGAAGAGUCUGUACAUGCAGGCGCCACCUGUACUAGAAGAGAUGACCAGAUCAAACCUAAGCAUACCACUUUUUGAUUUGAUCGGUAAAAUUCCCAAAGAUGUUGUCCAUGCGAUUGGUACAACCACCAAGAACGACAAGAAAACUUCGUGUCUGAGAAAGCUACGAGUUGUUUUCAAGGGAGUUGAUGGGAUUGCAGAUAUGGAUACAGCAGGCGAGACAUAA